Messenger RNA from Zea mays, 2515 nucleotides. Its product is annotated as O-fucosyltransferase family protein. The transcript is spliced from 8 exons. Gene Ontology annotation, cellular component: cytoplasm. NCBI's taxonomy places the organism in Eukaryota, Viridiplantae, Streptophyta, Magnoliopsida, Poales, Poaceae. Bases 490 to 1992 code for a protein of 500 amino acids. The record is from RefSeq and is marked provisional.
GGCGUCCCCACAAACCGCUCAACCUUCCCUCCCUCUCCCCUCUUCAUCGCUCCGCUGCGCUGGCCACGAGAUCCACGCCGCCUCCUCUCCGGCGCCCCGCCCUCGCCUCUGGUGGGCCACGCUGCCCUCCUCGCGACCUCCGCGCGGCUGCGAACGACCGACGACCGCCGGUUUCGCUGAGCACUGCGCAGGAGGCACGAGGAGGUGGAUUCCCCGACAGGCGCGGUGCCGGCCUGAGUGACAGGGCGGCCGGGCGCCGGUGACCUGCUCGGCUUCGCCAAAUUUGCGGGCGGCGUCUUGCGCCGUGCUGCUGUCGCUGGAGGCGUGGAGCAAGGGAGCCCGGAGGAGGGGGAGGCCUUGCUCGCAGCCGCAUUGGCCGGUAAUACUAUCUCCGACCGAGGAGGCAGGCGGCCGAUUUAGUAGUUCCCUCCCCGCUCCGGACGCGCCGGGCGCCCUAGGUGCCUCUCGCCCCCGCUUGGUCCAUGGUCCAUGGGGUGGAAGGUUAAGUCGUCGCCGGCGGCGGCGCCCGGCGACAAGCUCAGGUUCCCUCCCUCCUCCGCCGCGCGGUCGCGGAUGAAGCUCUGGCUGGUGCCCGCCACCACCACGGUGCUGCUCUGGACCUGCGUCCUGCAGCUCACCGCCGUCGGGGACACCUGGGGCCCACGUGUGCUCAAGGGCUGGCCCUCCUGCCUCACGCCGCACGAGGAGGCUUCCGCCGCGCGCCCGCACCCUCUCGCCGUCGACAAGGCCGCGCUCGCGCUGCCGCCCAAAAGAAUAUAUAGGAACAAUGGUUACUUGAUGGUUUCGUGCAAUGGUGGGCUUAACCAAAUGCGAGCUGCAAUAUGUGACAUGGUUGUAAUUGCAAGAUAUUUGAAUGUGACUUUAGUCGUGCCAGAGUUGGAUAAAACUUCAUUUUGGAACGAUCCAAGUGAGUUCCAAGAUAUAUUUGAUGUUGAGCACUUUAUAACCUCAUUACGAGGUGAAGUUCGCAUUCUGAGAGAAUUACCUCCAAGGGUAAAGAGAAGAGUUGAACUUGGAAUGUUUCACUCCAUGCCUCCAAUUAGUUGGUCUGAUAUCUCCUACUAUCAAAAUCAGAUUCUUCCUUUGAUUCGUAAGUACAAGGUUCUCCAUUUGAAUAGAACUGAUGCUAGGCUAGCAAACAAUGGUUUACCAAUAGAAAUUCAGAAACUUCGAUGCCGAGUAAAUUAUGCCUCCCUCAAAUUUACCCCACAAAUUGAAGAGUUGGGCAAGAGAGUAAUUAGAAUUCUUCGCCAAAAUGGACCUUUCUUGGUACUUCAUUUACGGUAUGAAAUGGAUAUGUUGGCUUUCUCUGGCUGUACACAAGGUUGCAGUACUGAAGAGGCAGAAGAACUCACAAGAAUGAGGUAUGCUUAUCCAUGGUGGAAAGAAAAAGUGAUUGACUCAGACUUGAAAAGAAAAGAUGGCCUUUGCCCAUUGACGCCUGAGGAGACUGCUCUUGUCCUCAGAGCACUUGACAUCGAUAGAAGUAUGCAAAUAUACAUUGCUGCUGGGGAAAUAUACGGUGGAAAGCGCAGGAUGGCUUCUCUAACUUCAGCAUACCCGAAUGUUGUGAGGAAGGAGACACUUCUGGAACCUUCUGAUCUGAUGUUCUUCCAGAACCAUUCAUCACAAAUGGCAGCACUUGAUUACUUAGUAUCCUUAGAAAGUGAUAUAUUUGUUCCAACAUAUGAUGGAAACAUGGCUAAAGUCGUUGAGGGUCAUCGGAGAUUCAUGGGUUACAAGAAGACCGUCUUGUUAGACCGAAAACUCAUUGUUGAGCUAGUGGACCGGUACACAAAUGGUUCUCUGCUGUGGGAUGAGUUCUCUUCACUGAUCAAGGUUGCCCAUGCAAAGCGGAUGGGAUCAGCUUCAAAGAGGAUGGUGAUUCCUGACAGACCCAAGGAAGAGGACUAUUUCUAUGCCAAUCCCCAAGAAUGCCUCCAGGAUCGUGAUUUUUUGCAAACAUCAUAAUAUCCUUUCAUGUCUAUAUACCAUGUUCACAUUAUACCAUUCUUCUGCAAACAACACAACUGAACCCAAAAGCAAUAUUUUGGAGCCAGAAAGGCGACUCGGCUUCUGUCGAGUCAUAGAUGAGGCCGAUCUGUAAACUUGAGGGAGGGAGGGAGGGAAGGAGAAAGGCUGAAAGGGGGUGGGUGGGGGUGGAUUUAGUUGGUAAAUACACAUUAUAGAAUGGAGGGGGAUUUGUUCAUUCCAAAAUAAAAAAAAGAGAGAUGGGCUUGUAUAGAUGGUGAUAGAAUUACCGCUAAGAAGAAUGUAACUUAGAUGCAGCUGGGUCUGGGUUCCUGCAUCUGGUCUUGCGUUGUGUAACAUAGCAGUUGUUCUUGGACAGCCGCCCCCAUUGUCCCCACCGGCGAAAUUUUGGCAACCAUGUAGAAAGAUGUAUACACUUUUUAUUGUAUCGAUACAACCUGUAUUAUAUAUGUAAAUUGUGCAGAAUGUUUGUACCACUUGCACAUUUUAUAAUGUGGUUAGU